Molecule: messenger RNA, 1106 nt
Organism: Nannospalax galili (Upper Galilee mountains blind mole rat)
Lineage: Eukaryota; Metazoa; Chordata; Mammalia; Rodentia; Spalacidae
Product: cullin-9-like
Exons: 2
Coding region: 5-460 (151 amino acids)
Source: RefSeq, a predicted model, not a curated record
GAAGAUGCUAGCCAUUGCCAGCUCCUCGGAGAUCCCCACUUUUGUCACUGGUCAAGAGGAGAUCCCCACUUUUGUCACUGGCCAGUAUUCUGUCCAACUUUUGUUUGAUACCCAAAUGACCAGAGAGAUCUUCGCCAGCAUUGACUCAGCAACACGCCCAGGCUCUGAGAGCUUGCUCCUCAGCGUCCCUGCAGCUGUGAUCCUGAUGCUGAAUACCGAGGGGUGCUCCUCUGCAGUGAGAAAUGGCCUGCUUCUACUCAACCUGCUUUUGUGUAACCACCAUACUCUGGGAGACCAGAUUAUAACCCAAGAGUUGAGAGACACCUUGUUUAGGCACUCGGGGAUAGCACCGGGGACAGAACCCAUGCCUACCACACGCACUAUCCUCAUGAUGCUUCUCAAUCGCUACUCAGAGCCGCAGAGCAGUCCUGAGCUAGCAGGUACCAGUGUGUAUGUGUGAUGGGAGGUUCUGCUGAGGAGCAAUACAGUAGCAGGCUGUGGCCAGGAAGGGCAGGGUAUACAUUGCAGCCACUCACUGAAGGAUGCUGGGAUCUCUAGGAAAUGAAUGAAACUGUUGGUAUUCAAGCUGGAGAUGUUGGGGGGUGUGGUGUGUAUGGGGCUGUGUAGCCCAAACUGACCUCGAGCUCAAGAUCCUUUUGCCACUGUCUUUCAAGUGCUAGGAAUACCAGUGUGUACCUUCAUGCCUCAAGUUAGAGCUCAAGCAGAGCUUCCUGAUCAGAAGGAGAAUACUGUAGAAUAUGUGCAAGGAAAUUACUUCGCUGUGCCUUACACCUUUGUGGAAUCCCAUCAGUCUUCGUUAGGUUUGAUCCAGACCUGUUAGGAAGUAGAAAAGUUGAAAUAUAGGGAGGCUUUCUGUAGCAGAAUUGCAAUUUAUGGUACAGAAAAUUUGUGACUAGGUUGUAUACUAAAGUGGUUGAGCACUUAACCUCAUACUUAGAAGCCCUUCUUCUUCUAAGAGGGUUCAGGCUCCUGCAUAACAUUACAAAAGAAAGAAACAGAAAAGGAGAGAACAGAAAGUUUAUGACUGGGAAUGUGAACUCUUGUUAUCACAUGAAAUCCUUUGCAUUUUGCAAAACAGGUGAGAG